Diaporthe citri is the source of this 792-nucleotide messenger RNA. RefSeq lists its product as uncharacterized. The record is from RefSeq and is a predicted model, not a curated record. Lineage: Eukaryota; Fungi; Ascomycota; Sordariomycetes; Diaporthales; Diaporthaceae. The transcript has a single exon. Bases 1 to 792 code for a protein of 263 amino acids.
AUGAGGCUUCUCAACGCGACCACUUACAGAUUCCACGAGUACGUAGGGCGAGAUGUCCCUGAAUACGCCGUCCUCUCACACAUCUGGGGAGAGGGGGAGGUGACGUUCCAUGACAUGCGCCCUGAAGCUCCUCCGGAGAUCUGGAAGGCGAAGUCGGGCUGGGACAAGAUCGAGAAGUGCUGCCUCCGAGCCCUGGCCGACUCCAUUCAAUUUGUCUGGGUCGACACCUGCUGCAUCGACAAGUCGAGUAGCGCGGAGCUGCAGGAGGCCAUCAAUUCCAUGUUCCGUUGGUAUGAGGAGUCGACCGAAUGCUAUGCAUUUAUGGCUGAUUUCGAGGCCCUGCCGGGAGACGUGGAGAUGCGGCAGUUAAAGUCGGCGCGCUGGUGGACUCGUGGCUGGACCCUACAAGAACUCCUUGCCCCAGAAUCGGUCCGCUUCUUCGACUGGCAGUGGCGCGAAUUCGGAGACAAAGUCUCCCUUCGGCAGCAGAUCGCCGCCGUCACCGGCAUCAGCGAGGCCACGCUGUUGGGCACCGUCAUCGGCUCGCGCCAGGCUCUGGGCCGUGUCAGCGUCGCACAGCGCAUGUCGUGGGCGGCGCGCCGGGGGACGACGCGUGCGGAGGACACGGCAUACAGCCUGCUGGGUAUAUUCGGUGUCAAUAUGCCGCUGCUAUACGGCGAAGGCGGCACCGCAGCCUUCCAACGGCUGCAAGUGGAGAUCAUGGGGUCGUCGCCGGACCAGUCGCUGCUUGCGUGGGGCUUCGACCGCGCCGAGUCUGGGGCGUCGCCCUGA